AUGCUUAACAUGGAAGAGUUUUCACGAGCUGAAUUUUGAAAAUAUGCUUCUCAAAAGAUACAGAAUUUAUUGGAUUUUUCUUUAAGAGUCAACAAUGAAGAUCUCCUUUACAGCGUUAAUGACCCUGGAUCUCAUCAUCUUUAUACUCCACAACCUUCAACAAAAAUUAAUCUCAAGACUUCCAAAUUUUGUAGGAAUUACAAAAUAUAUAGCCCUCUGUCGGAUAAGCUUUUUGAAAGGUUAAGUUUGUAUGAGCCUAUUAAAAUGAAAAUUCAGCCAAAGACUAAUCAGUCAUCAACAACAUCAUCAGCCAGAGCGAUUAAAAAGAAAAUUGACUUUCGGAAAAGCGUUGAGUCUCCAAUCAGAGGACUCAGAGAAAGUUUGAAUGAAGACGGGCCUGAUCUAAAAAUCGCAGGGAAUAAAGCAAAUAUAUCGCUGCCUCCUUUAAAGACAAAAUUGACCAAACGCUUAAAAGAAGACCCUCAAAAAAGAGAAAAAAUCAGAGAAAGCACCGAAACAAUAGUCGAAAGCCCUCUAUAUUAUAUCAAUAAAUCUUUUACCGCAGGAUACCGACACAAUAUCAACUCCUCAAUAAAAAGGGACAAAACGCCAUUUUCAAAAAGAAAUACCUGUAAAAAACAAAAUUUAAGAUUGGAAAUAUAA
This is a messenger RNA of Blepharisma stoltei, 663 nucleotides long. Lineage: Eukaryota; Ciliophora; Heterotrichea; Heterotrichida; Blepharismidae. The record is from the annotation of a GenBank genome assembly.